AUGCCAGUCACACGCUCCACUGAUCCCCUCGUCUGGAUCGACUGCGAAAUGACGGGCCUAGACCCCGAAAAAGAAGAAAUCAUCCAAAUCUGCUGCUUCAUCACAGACGCCCAACUCAACCUGCUGGAACCUGCAGGCUUCGAAACAGUCGUCCACGUCUCCGACUCCACCCUCGACGCAAUGUCGCCCUGGUGCAUCGACACGCACGGCCGCACGGGCCUCACCGCCGCCGUGCGCGCUUCGACCACGACGCCCGCUGCUGCGGCGGAUCAGCUCCUUGCCUACAUCCAGCGUUACGUACCCGCGCGGACGGGUCUGCUGGCGGGGAAUAGUGUUCAUGCUGAUAAGGCGUUUUUGGUGAAAGGGCCCUAUGCGAAGGUUAUGGAGCACUUGCAUUAUCGGAUUCUGGACGUGAGUACUAUUAAAGAGGCGGCUAGGAGGUGGGGGAGUGACGAGUUGUUGGAGGGGGUUCCGCCUAAGAAAGAGGUGCAUUUGGCCAGGGAUGAUAUUCUUGAGAGUAUUGCCGAGAUGCGCUUUUAUAAGGAGAAGCUGUUUGGUUGA
This is a messenger RNA of Penicillium cinerascens, 561 nucleotides long. RefSeq names its product oligoribonuclease. Bases 1 to 561 code for a protein of 186 amino acids. Gene Ontology annotation, molecular function: 3'-5'-RNA exonuclease activity; nucleic acid binding. Gene Ontology annotation, cellular component: mitochondrion. Lineage: Eukaryota; Fungi; Ascomycota; Eurotiomycetes; Eurotiales; Aspergillaceae. The transcript is spliced from 2 exons. The record is from RefSeq and is a predicted model, not a curated record.